Molecule: messenger RNA, 669 nt
Organism: Clonostachys rhizophaga
Lineage: Eukaryota; Fungi; Ascomycota; Sordariomycetes; Hypocreales; Bionectriaceae
Source: the annotation of a GenBank genome assembly
UGCUUCGGACUCGGCAGCCUUGGCUGGUCAAUCGAAAUUGAAGAUGAGAGGUACGAGCCGGAGAACAGAGUGUACUCCGCCAUCAUCCAGCACGCGGCGGCACUAACAAUUGCCAAAGUUAUUGGCAAUGGGCUGGGUGUUGGUGGUUUUACUGUCUUUUGCCAGGAUCCAAUUUACAAUGAUACUGACAAGCGUCUGCUCGCCAAAGCCGUGGGUGGCCGUGGCAGCCUCGGGUUUACGUAUAUCGAUGAGAAUACCGUGGUGUUUAGCUGCCACCUCAACAUUCCGGUAAAGCAAGUGGCUGCCGACCUCCACCUCUACGAGUACCUAAGGGACAUCAGUCACAUAGACAUGACGAAGGCCCCGAGUUCGAUAGUGACGCCCUUCUUGAGGACGAAGAAUCGGCAAUCAUUUCAUCAGUUAACAAGCGGGCAGCUUUUCUUCAUUAGGGGCCAAAAACUAGUGCACCCGCCGGAGCAUUACACCCUCGUCUGGUUAUGCGGAACAAUCAUGGAUUCCCCGGGAGCAGGAACCCAGAAGUGCCAAUCCUACGAGACGGACCUUACAAGCAGUCGAAGAACACGCAUGGGAGAUGCUUGCUAUACUCCGAAGGGCAGCGUUACCAGGCCGUCCUUUACAUUUGGGCCAACCCACUGGAUUCAACGACUU